AACUUGCAUUCCCAAUUUACCGGCCUUCGCCUUUGCCUACAUUUCACGGCGCAAUAGACACUUCCGGACAAAGCCAGCCCCCUUUCUCCUCCUCACUCCUCGGCAUCCCGUAACAUCCUCACCUUAAAUCUCCCCAGAUUCAGAUUCCACAAACAAUAAUCAAAUCAAAUCCCCACAUGUAAUUCGUACUCACUCGUCACACAAAACACUCCAUGCUCAUCAUUUGAGCUCAUUCGUCACGCACCUCUCUCCUCUACACUCUCCCAAGUCUUCUCUGCGUGACGCAAUCCUAUUCUAUUCUCGUACUUGUUGGCGUAAUUCAAGCUCUCAAGGACUCCAAAGUCUUCACCAGUUCAGCAUCUUGCCCUUCACUUUCAAACUCACACGGUAUGUGGUAUGUCAUACUUUUCAUCAGCCAAGCAAAACCAUAUGAAUCCGACAUCGUAGCUUAGAUUCUUCAAGUUCUCUCUGUUUUGGGAAGAACGCAUGUGCUAGAACCAGAUUUGGGCUACUGUAGGAUUCGUUUCAGAUAUAUCCCCAGUUCCUUUAUAUUUGCUGGCUUUCAAGUUUGUAGAAUACUAUGAGAUUCAGAUGCCAACAUGGUUGAGUUCGAGUCAACUUUACUGUUUGUGUUGCAAGAUUCGAUCUUGAACUACACCAAGUAGGACUUACUUUGCAGAAUUCAGUUGGUUUUUGGUGUUAAGUUUGUGUUUUUAAUUCAAGAUGCAAGUGUUGCAAUCUAGGGUUGUGCCGUUGGAGGAAGGCAAGGAUCCGGGAGUUAGUAGUAGCAGGACAAGCCAAACCAAGGCGUUGCCGAUUCGGAUGCUUCAGUUAUUUGUGAUGUUUCUGGCUUUCUGUAUUACUUUCUCAGUUAUUAGUAUGUACACCAUUCGGCAUUUUGGGAUUAGUAAUGUGAUGACUUCAGUCACUUCCUCCAUCCAGCCGUGUUUUGAGGAAUCAACUGGUUUGGAUAGAUGGAUUAAGCCGCCGUCGAAUCUGAUGCAUACCAUGAAUGACAAUGAACUGUUGUGGAGGGCUUCUUUGACGCCUAGGAAAAAGAAGUAUCCUUUUGAAAGGGUUCCCAAGAUUGCAUUCAUGUUCUUGACUAAGGGGCCUAUGCCUCUUGCACCAAUUUGGGAGAGGUUUCUCAAGGGGCAUGAAGGAUUCUAUUCAAUUUAUGUUCAUUCACUGCCAUCAUUUCAACCAAAGUUUCAACCUUCUUCAGUGUUUUAUCGGAGGCAUAUUCCCAGCCAGGUUGCUGAAUGGGGAAGGAUGAGUAUGUGUGAGGCAGAGAGGAGACUUCUUGCUAAUGCAUUGCUUGACAUAUCCAACGAAUGGUUCAUUCUUCUUUCAGAGUCAUGCAUUCCUCUCUAUAACUUCACUGUUGCGUAUGAGUACAUGAGGAAGUCUAAGUACAGCUACAUAGGUGCUUUUGAUGACCCCGGCCCGUUUGGCAGAGGACGCUACAACGAUAACAUGGCUCCUGAAGUCAAUAUUACCCAGUGGCGUAAGGGAUCCCAGUGGUUUGAAGUUAACCGGAAGCUUGCCAUCGCCAUAGUUGAAGAUACAACAUUUUACCCAAAAUUCAAAGAGUUCUGCAGACCAGCAUGUUAUGUCGAUGAACACUACUUCCCCACCAUGCUAACCAUUCAAGCAGGAAAUAUGAUAGCAAAUAGAAGCAUCACUUGGGUGGAUUGGUCAAGGGGCGGACCUCACCCAGCUACCUUCGGCAAUGGAGAUAUCACUGAGGAGUUCAUGAAGCGGAUGCUCUCGAGUCAUCGUUGCACCUACAACAGCCGGAACUCUACAAUGUGCUUUCUCUUUGCCAGAAAAUUUGCUCCAAGUGCCCUGGAACCUCUCUUACAUUUAGCACCAAAGUUUUUGGGCUUCUAACCAAUACAGAGCCAGAAUCAUCAUCUCCAACCCAGUGUUGAACAAGCUCACACCCAAAAAAAAAUCAACCCCCUGCUGUGAGAUUUAUUAGUUGGGUUUCACUUUCCUACGCAUAUAUAUAUAUAUAUACCUGUGGAUUCCACUGUCCACCCCAAAUGAC
Argentina anserina (silverweed cinquefoil) is the source of this 2053-nucleotide messenger RNA. Its product is annotated as glycosyltransferase BC10. Gene Ontology annotation, cellular component: membrane. The record is from RefSeq and is a predicted model, not a curated record. The transcript is spliced from 2 exons. Gene Ontology annotation, molecular function: glycosyltransferase activity. Lineage: Eukaryota; Viridiplantae; Streptophyta; Magnoliopsida; Rosales; Rosaceae. Bases 724 to 1893 code for a protein of 389 amino acids.